This is a messenger RNA of Trifolium pratense (red clover), 1508 nucleotides long. RefSeq names its product NEP1-interacting protein 2-like. The coding region runs from base 528 to 1223 and encodes 231 amino acids. The transcript has 5 exons. The record is from RefSeq and is a predicted model, not a curated record. Lineage: Eukaryota; Viridiplantae; Streptophyta; Magnoliopsida; Fabales; Fabaceae.
UCUCUAAAAUCAUCCACAGUUAGAUUGAAAAGUUUAUAUCAUAUAGAUCAUUCAUGUUAAUUCUUAAAGAAGUCUAAAUCAUUUGAUAUAUUACCGAGAUCCAUCAAGAUUAGCAGUUUAUACAUUUUUAUUGAACAUCGUUAAUCUUAAUCAAUAUUGUUAAUAAAACUACCAUGGAACCUACAUGUUUAAGAGAUUCAAUACCCUUACCACAUGAACAAAUAUACCAUAUAUUUCAUAUUUUUAUUAACAAUAUAAUCAUCAUAUUUUCUUCUUGUUUUGCUUUAAUCUUAUAAUCUAACUUAGGCCUUUUAUAAUGCCUUGGCAGCAGCUAUAAAUGCGGGUUGGUCGAUGGUAGUUUUAUUGCAUCUUAUCACUCUUCUUUAGUUCUUACUAACUAAGCAUUUAUAGCUUCUUAUCUUCAUCUUUUAUAUAAACAAACACAUUAUAUAUAGUACGGUUGCUUCAACCACAAUCUUUAGACAUAGAAAGAAACAACGUACACCUCAAUUUUGUGACAUACCCAAAUGGAGUUUAUGGCAAAUCCAUGCCCUUUAUUGGAUUUAUUUGUUAAUUUGGUUAAGAGGGUCAGAUGGGUUAGUGGCCUCAUCAUCUCAGUCAUCAUUGGAAACAUCUUCUGUGCGAUCUUGACAUUCUGCUUUGCAUUUGUGGGAACUUUGUUGGGGGCUAUGACUGGAGCAUUGAUAGGUCAAGAAACAGAGAGUGGCUUCAUACGAGGUGCUGCUGUUGGUGCUGUUUCAGGGGCUGUUUUCUCUAUUGAAGUCUUUGAAUGUUCUCUUGAUCUUUGGCAUUCUGAUCAAUCUGGAAUUUGUUGUCUCCUUUACUUGAUUGAUGUUAUUAGUAGCCUACUGAGUGGGAGACUUGUACGUGAAAGGAUAGGUCCAGCCAUGUUGAGUGCUGUCCAAAGUCAGAUGGGUGCUGAUGAAAUGAGCUUUUAUGAGUUUCAAAAUAUAUUUGACAUUGGAGGUGACAGAGGUUUAUCAGGAGCUUCAGUUGAAAAGAUCCCAACAAUCUCAAUCACAAGUGACAACAAUUUUGAUGCUUCUGGUGACAGAGUUUCAUGUUCAGUUUGCCUUCAGGAUUUCCAAAUUGGAGAGACAGUUAGAAGCUUGCCUCAUUGUCAUCAUAUGUUUCACCUACCUUGCAUUGACAAGUGGCUCAUCAAACAUGGCUCUUGCCCAUUAUGCAGAAGAGAUCUAUAAUUUUUUUAUAUUUUUUUUUAGAGUCUAGCGACAGACAUUAAAUACUAAAAAGUGAAAAAUUGUACAUUUAAAUUUGUGUGUGCCGAUCUAGCCACUAGGUUAUUUGACAAAAAAAUAUUGUGUGUGCCGCUAUAUAUCAAAUGUUAAUAUACUACUCUGUCCCAAAAUAUAAGGAAAAAUUGGUCAAAGAAAGUUGAUGUAUUUGAUUAAAAAUUUGGACUAGAUACAUCAACUUUAGUUGACCAAUUUUCCCUUAUAUUUUGGGACGGAUGGAGUAGUUUUUAA